UGGAUGUUAUUUCACUUUUUUUUAUAGUGGGUUCAAUGUGACAAAUGUGAAGCUUGGCAACACCAAAUUUGUGCAUUGUUUAAUGGUAGAAGAAAUGAUGGUGGACAAGCCGAGUAUACUUGCCUAAAUUGCUAUGUAGCAGAAGUUGAAAGAGGGGAGCGCAAGCCAUUACCACAAAGUGCUGUCCUUGGAGCAAAAGAUCUACCAAGAACCAGUUUGAGUGAUCACAUUGAGAUGCGGUUAGCAAGGCGACUAAAACACGAAAGACAAGAGAGAGCAAGUGUUCAAGGAAAGAGUAUUGAUGAGGUUCCUCGAGCAGAAGGACUUGUUGUAGGAGUAGUUUCAUCUGUGGACAAAAAGUUGGAUGUAAAGCCACAGUUUCUUGAGAUUUUCCAAGAGGAAAACUAUCCAUUGGAAUUUCCAUACAAGUCCAAGGUAUUACUCUUGUUCCAAAAGAUUGAAGGGGUAGAAGUAUGUUUAUUUGGCAUGUAUGUUCAAGAAUUCGGAUCAGAAUGCCAGCAACCAAAUCAUCGGCGUGUUUAUCUUUCAUAUCUGGAUACGGUUAAAUAUUUCAGACCAGAGGUGACAACUGUGACUGGAGAAGCUCUCCGUACAUUUGUGUACCAUGAAAUUUUGAUCGGAUACCUGGAAUAUUGCAAAAAAGCGGGGCUUUACAAGUUGUUAUGUAUGGGCUUGUCCUCCACUAAAGGAUGAAGAUUCUAUCUUAUAUUGCCAUCCAGAAAUC
Messenger RNA from Coffea eugenioides, 745 nucleotides. RefSeq names its product probable histone acetyltransferase HAC-like 1. The transcript has 4 exons. The coding region runs from base 235 to 714 and encodes 159 amino acids. Gene Ontology annotation, biological process: positive regulation of transcription by RNA polymerase II. The record is from RefSeq and is a predicted model, not a curated record. Gene Ontology annotation, cellular component: histone acetyltransferase complex; transcription regulator complex. Gene Ontology annotation, molecular function: histone acetyltransferase activity; chromatin DNA binding; transcription coactivator activity. Lineage: Eukaryota; Viridiplantae; Streptophyta; Magnoliopsida; Gentianales; Rubiaceae.